AUGACCAAGAUCGACGCCCUGAUCCGUCGAUUCCUCCCUUCUUGCUUCUUCCCCACCACCAUGAUACCCACGAAUCCCGCCACCGCCACCAAGAGACGCCUUAGCACCUCGCUCCGGGACGACCUCCCACAGAACACUGACCCAGAAACCAAGAGCCAAGACCAAGACGACUCCACCUCCAACGACACCGAUUCUGCCUGCACCGCCACAACGAGUACUGCUGCUCCUCCUGCACAGCCUCGCUCCUCCCGGACCAUGGUGGUCGGAACCAUCUUUGGGCCCCGCCGCGGCCACGUCUGGUUCUGCGUCCAACACGACCGUGUCUCCUUCAAGCCCACCCUCCUACUCGAGCUCUCCAUCGUCACCCACCAGCUCGUCAAGGAAAUGCGCGGCGGGCUCGUCCGGAUCGCCCUCAAGUGCGAUGAAUCCGAGCUGGGAUCCUGCCCGCUCCGCUCUGUACCCGUCUGGACCAUGUACUGCAAUGGCCGCAAGCUCGGGUUCGCGGCCAAGAGGAAGGCAAGCGAGCGGGUCAAGUCGAUGCUCAGGACCAUGCAGUCCACGACGGUCGGAGCAGGGGUCUUUCCGGCCGCGUUGGGGUCACCGGACGACGAGGAGGUCAUGUACAUGAGGGCUAACUAUGAGCACGUGGUGGGGAAUUUGGACUCGGAGUCGUUCCACCUUGUCAGCCCGGACGAGUGCCCAGGUCAAGAACUCAGCGUGUUCUUGCUUAGGUCGAGGAAUGGGAACCUUCUUUGA
Messenger RNA from Alnus glutinosa, 756 nucleotides. Its product is annotated as protein MIZU-KUSSEI 1. Bases 1 to 756 code for a protein of 251 amino acids. The record is from RefSeq and is a predicted model, not a curated record. The transcript has a single exon. Lineage: Eukaryota; Viridiplantae; Streptophyta; Magnoliopsida; Fagales; Betulaceae. Gene Ontology annotation, biological process: hydrotropism.